This is a messenger RNA of Meloidogyne enterolobii, 3674 nucleotides long. The record is from the annotation of a GenBank genome assembly. NCBI's taxonomy places the organism in Eukaryota, Metazoa, Nematoda, Chromadorea, Rhabditida, Meloidogynidae.
UUUUCUUGCCUCGGGCAUUUUAGCUUUCCUUUAAUUUUUUCAAUUUUUUUCUUGCCUUUUUUAAAAGAAUGUUUGUGCCUUCUUCAUCUUCAAAUCAUUCCCCUAUUUUUGCCAAUUCUUCUUCUGGCCCAAAUUCUGAUUUUGUUGUUUCUGCGACUGUUUGUCCAAGUAUUACAGCUGUUCAACAAGCAAAGUUAUGUCAGAAAAGAUGUUUACAAUGGAGGGAUAUAUUUUCUGAAAGAAUUUAUUUGGUUUGUAAUCAAAUCCACCCAGGAAUGGGCCUUGAAAAGGAUGCCCACCAAUAUAUUUCUGAAAUAUUGGCAAGAGUUUUGUAUGAAAUAUUGGAGCAAGCACCAACAAAUCCUGAAGAUUUAUUACAAAAAGUAAAGACUACAUUCCCUUUGGCAUUGGGGAAUUUUGUGGCAAAAGAGACUCGAGAUUCUGUUCAAAAUUUCUUCCUCAAACGCCUCAACCAAAGCAAAUCAAAAGAAGUUAAAUCUCUGGCUGCACUUUAUAGAAAAAUUUAUAAUGUAUCUAAAGAACAUUUGGGACAAAAAUUGGACGAAAAAACAGUCUCUCAAUUAAUGCAUGUUUUGGAGUAUAUUUUACAUGAUUUAUUGAAUUGGACAGGCACUUAUGUAAAUAAACUUCUCGAUGAAAGCAGCACAAUAAGUCUAUUUGGACUAAGAACGGCUUUAAAUGCUGACAGAGGGCUAGCUGAUCUACUUGAAAUUCUUUAUGGAAAUGAGGAGGAAUUGUCUUUGGCAGGAGUUUUUACAAAUACUACACAAUCUUCUCCAGCUGCGCAUACACCGUCUAUAUCUUCCUCAAUUUCUGUUGACCAACAUGUACAAGAAUCUGACAAAAGUCAAUAUUAUGAAAAGCUUUGCAAUGAAUUCAAACAAGACGAAAUGCGUUUUAUUCGCGACCUUAGUAUGAUUGUUAAUGUUUUUAAACGUCGUUUGGAGGCAGGAAUAAUAGGAAGUUCCCCUUCUAAAGACAAUUAUAUUGCUGGAAUAUUUGGAAAUGUUCACGAAAUUUAUGAACUUACAAUAAAAAUACAUCGAACAAUCGAGGACGGAAUUGAUAUGGCAAGUCCCCCAUUGCUUGGAAUGGGACUUUGGGAAUUGGCAGAGGGGUGUGAAUUUGAUGUUUAUCUUCAAUUUAUGGAAGUUUUUAAAGAACCGCUUAAUAAGAAAAUUGAAAGAAUGAUGAAAGAGCCAACUUAUUUGGAGUAUUUUGAUAUUGAAGAUAGAAUUUAUAGUGGCACUCCAGGAGGGCAUACUUUCCGAAUGGCUGUCAAAUAUGUUUUGCCUUCUUUACUUUAUUCUGUAAUGGCACAUUUUAGAUGUUAUGGGGAAUAUGUUAAGCUAAUGAUGGGUGCAACAGAACAAGAAACUGAUCAAAAAGACCUUUACAAUACAGCAAUGUAUUUAAAUGUUGUUGGGAAACGAAUUCAAGAUCUUAAACUUCCAAUUGCGCCACACAUAAGCGAAAAAUAUUCUCGUGGCAUUCGGAGAGACAAUACUCGAUCUUUUCAUAUGAAUGUUAUCCAACAUAUACAACGAAGCAUUGAGGGCUGGGAAGGCAAAGAAAUUGGAUAUAUGUGUAAUAUGUUUAUAAGAGAAGGGGAACUUUUCCAGAUGAGGAAUUCGCCGACAAUUGCAGAUAAUAUUCUCCGUACUCGAUCUAAUUGGACUGAAAGAUAUGUUUUUCUCUUUGACCACUUGCUGGUUAUAUGUAAAUCACUUAAAAACCAUAACACAAAAGGAAAUGUUACUGGAAGCCAAUAUUUAUCUUCAACAUCUGCCUCAUACAAAUUUAAAGAUAAAUUAUACAUUCGACGAUCAGAUAUAAUUGAUUUAGAAGACGAUGAUGAAGUAAAAAAUGCUUUUAAAAUAUGUACAACAGCAAAGGGGAGUAAUGACGAAUAUAUGAAUAUUGUUACUUUAUUUUGUCAAACACCGGAAGACAAAGAAGCUUGGAUGACUUCUUUGGUUGAAAUGCAGACUGCUGGCGUUUUACAUCGCAUGUUGGAAGCUUAUUUAAAAGAAGAAGAAAAACGUAUUCCACUUAUUGUACCUACUGUUUGUGAAUAUCGCUAUGCAGAGCCGGAUACAGAAGAGAAUAUAAUUUUUGAAGAUUAUACCCAUAAUAGUGGUAUUCCUGUUGUGCGUUCAGGCACCAUUUUGAAAUUAAUUGAACGUCUCACAUUUCCAAGAUAUACAGAUAAUGAAUUUGUCAAAACUUUUAUGAUAACAUAUCGAUCAUUCUGUUCUUCCUCCGAACUUUUUUCUUUGCUUAUUGAACGUUUUACAAUUCCAACCCCCCAUCCAUUUGCUUCACUAGAUCCACAUAUGAGUGUUGUAUUAGCUACACAACAUCAACAGAAUCGAACUUCGGGGGAUGUUGUCAGCACUUCUCCAGCUUAUCAAAGCCUUUCUCCGGCAGAAUUGGAGCAGGCAUUUCACCGUUUUCGACAAGAAUAUCAAAAACCAAUUCAACUCAAAGUUUUGAGUGUUUUAAAUCAUUGGGUCAGUAACCACUUUUAUGACUUCGAAAAUGACCCCGAUCUCCUACAAAAACUUGUUGACUUUCUUAACGGCAAAGAUACUACAAUUAAAUUGACAACAAAUCACAAAAAAUGGUGUACUAAAAUUCAAGAUGUAAUUAAAAGAAAACAACGUAAUUCAAGUUCUGCAGAUGGAACUUUACAAAAACCAAUAAACAAUGACAGUUUACAAGUUGCUGGAACUGGUGGUUUUGCUCCUAAUAUUCCAGAGCCCGUUUGGCACUUUGCAAAAGAAGGCGAUAUUGCUAAUUAUGAUAUGUUGACACUCCAUCCAUUAGAAAUUGCAAGACAAAUUACUUUGCUUCAUUUUAGUCUUUAUCGUGCUAUUAAACCUUUUGAAUUAGUGGAUGCUGCUUGGACAAAACAAGACAAAUACCAAAGAAGCCCUCAGCUCCUAAAAUUUAUUGACCACAGCACAAAUUUAACCUAUUGGGUCGCUAAAUCUAUAGUAGAAACUGAAUCUUUAGACGAGAGAGCCGAAAUGUUUUCACGCGUUCUUGAAAUUAUGUUUGUUUUUGAGGAAUUGAAUAAUUUUAAUGGAUUGAUUGCUUUUUUCUCGGCUCUUAAUUGUCAACCAGUAUAUCGUUUAGAAGAGAGCAAGUCGCGCCUUGAGAAGGAGAAAAAAUCUUGGUAUGAUCGUUUUGUUCAAUUAUGUGGUGAUGGACAUUUAAGUGAAUUAUUACAUCGUCUUCGGUCAAUAAAUCCGCCGUGUGUACCUUUUGCUGGCACUUAUUUGACUCAAAUUGUUCUUCGCUUGGAAAGUCUUAAACAACUAGAAAAUCGAGAUAACAAGGCAAACCAACAAAAACAACAAAAUGCCUCUCCAAAUACUGAUCAACAACCGAAAACUGAUGUCUCUACACCAGAAGCUGAAUCAGACAAAAACUCAUCCCCAAGAUUGCCCCAAAAAUCCAAACUCAAUGAACGCUUAAACGUCUCUCAAAGAAUUAUUUCCUUUGUUAAAUGUCGCAAAAUUGCUGCUAUAAUCCGUGAAAUUCAAAUGUAUCAAAACCAGCCUUAUCCACUCAAAAUGGAACCGACAAUUCGGGUGGGGUUUUUUUUAAUUAAAAUUUUUUUAAAGAAAUUUACUGAAAAAUUUUGA